Messenger RNA from Hyaena hyaena (striped hyena), 5084 nucleotides. RefSeq names its product MCF.2 cell line derived transforming sequence like (gene MCF2L). Bases 44 to 3676 code for a protein of 1210 amino acids. The record is from RefSeq and is a predicted model, not a curated record. NCBI's taxonomy places the organism in Eukaryota, Metazoa, Chordata, Mammalia, Carnivora, Hyaenidae. Gene Ontology annotation, molecular function: guanyl-nucleotide exchange factor activity; protein binding. Gene Ontology annotation, cellular component: cytoplasm; extrinsic component of membrane. The transcript is spliced from 33 exons. Gene Ontology annotation, biological process: intracellular signal transduction; positive regulation of Rho protein signal transduction.
GCGGAGGAGAGCACGCGGGAGGCCGGUCCGGAGGGGCAGACCCAUGUUCGACUGCUGGAGAUCCGUCCUGUGCAAGAGGGCCGGACGCGAGAGCCCUUCCCCCCUGAGACGACCCAAUGAGGCUGAGAAGGAAGAAGGUGACCACCGGAUCGAUGUCCCUGACGUCGUCGGGCUCGUUCAAGACCGACCAGGGGGCUCAGACACGCCCACAGAUGAAAUCAUGCACCAGGACGUCACCCCGCUCUGUGCUGCCGACAUCCAGGACCAGCUGAAGAAGCGCUUUGCGUAUCUGUCUGGCGGCCGCGGGCAGGACGGCAGCCCGGUCAUCACCUUCCCGGACUACCCGGCAUUCAGCGACGUCCCCGACACGGAGUUCCAGAGUGUCAUGACCUACCUCACCAGCAUCCCCAGCUUACAGGAUGCUGGCAUCGGGUUCAUCCUGGUCAUAGACAGAAGACAGGACAAAUGGACGUCGGUGAAGGCGUCGGUCCUGCGAAUAGCAGCGUCCUUCCCGGCCAGCCUCCAGCUCGUCCUUGUCCUGCGCCCGACGGGGUUCUUCCAAAGGGCUCUCUCCGACCUCGCUUUCAGAUUCAACAGAGAAGACUUUAAGAUGAAGGUGCCGGUCAUAAUGCUGAGCUCAGUCCCAGAGUUACACGGUUACAUCGACAAGUCCCAGCUGACUGAGGACCUGGGCGGGACCCUGGAUUACUGCCACACGAGGUGGCUGUGUCACCGCACAGCGAUUGAAAGUUUCGCCCUCAUGGUCAAGCAGACGGCUCAGAUGCUGCAGUCCUUCGGGACCGAGCUGGCCGAGACGGAGCUGCCCAAUGACGUCCAGUCAACGAGCUCGGUGCUCUGCGCGCACACGGAGAAGAAGGACAAGGCGAAGGAGGACAUGCGGUCGGCCCUGGACAAAGGACAGAGCCUCCUGGAAAACAUCAGGGAGCCUCUGGCCAAGAGCGGGGAGCACGGCCUGAACCAGGGCCAGCUGGACAAUCAGACCACAGUGCAGAGGCUGCUGGCCCAGCUGAACGAGACCGAGGCUGCCUUAGACGAGUUCUGGGCCAGGCAUCAGCAAAGGCUCCAGCAGUGUUUGCAGCUCCGGCACUUCGAGCAGGACUUCCGAGAGGUCAAAGCCUCCUUAGACGCGCUGGCCCAGAAGAUAGCGACCUUCACCGACGUGGGCAACAGCCUGGCCCACGCAGGGCACCUCCUGAAGGACCUCGCCAGCUUCGAGGAGAAGUCCAGCGCGUCUGUGGAGCGGGCGCGCGCACUGGCGCUGGAGGGCGAGCAGCUCAUCGGCAGCAAGCACUACGCCGUGGACUCCAUCCGCCCCAAGUGCCGUGAGCUGCAGCACUUGUGCGACCGGUUCGCCGCGGAGGUCGGGAGGAGGAGGGGGCUCCUCGGCAAGUCCCUGGAGCUGCACAGCCUCCUGGAGGCGUCCCUGAAGUGGUGUGAUGAGGGGAUCUACCUGCUGGCCUCUCAGCCUGUGGACAAGUGCCAGUCCCAGGAAGGCGCUGAGGCGGCCCUCCAGGAAAUCGAGAAGUUUCUGGAGACGGGCGCAGAAAACAAGAUCCAGGAGCUCGACAAAAUCUACCAGGACUACGAAUCCAUCCUCACCACAGACCUGAUGGAGCACGUGCAGAAGGUCUUCCAGAAGCAGGAGGGCAUGGAGGAGAUGUUCCACCGGAGACAGGCCAGCCUGAAGAAGCUGGCGGCCAAGCAGAUGCGGCCCGUGCAGCCGGUGGCCCCCCGGCCAGAGGCGCUCUCCAAGUCGCCCUGCCCCUCCCCAGGCAGCCGGAGAGGCUCUGAGAACAGUUCCGAGGGCAGCGUGCUCCGGAGAGGGCCCUACAGGAGGGCCAAGAGUGAAAUGAGCGAGAGCAGGCAGGGCCGGGGCAGCUCCGCGGGGGACGAGGAGGAGAGCCUGGCCAUCUUGCGGAGGCAUGUGAUGAACGAGCUCUUAGACACGGAACGGGUGUAUGUGGAAGAGCUGCUUUGUGUCCUGGAGGGCUAUGCGGCAGAGCUGGACAACCCGCUCAUGGCGCACCUCGUCUCGCCCGGCCUCCAAAUGAAGAAGGACAUUUUGUUCGGAAACAUGGAAGAGAUUUACCACUUCCACAACAGAAUAUUCCUGAGGGAGCUGGAAAACUACACUGACUGCCCAGAGCUGGUUGGAAGGUGUUUUCUGGAACGGAUGGAGGAGUUCCAGAUCUACGAGAAGUACUGCCAGAACAAGCCUCGCUCUGAGAGCCUGUGGAGACAGUGCUCCGACUGCCCAUUCUUCCAGGAAUGCCAGAGGAAGCUGGACCACAAGCUCAGUCUCGACUCCUACCUGCUGAAGCCGGUACAGAGAAUCACCAAGUACCAGCUGCUGCUCAAGGAGAUGCUGAAAUACAGCAAGAGCUGCGAGGGGGCCGAGGACCUACAGGAGGCGCUGAGCUCCAUCCUGGGCAUCCUCAAGGCCGUGAACGACUCCAUGCACCUGAUCGCCAUCACGGGCUAUGACGGGAACCUCAGCGACCUGGGGAGGCUGCUGAUGCAGGGCUCCUUCAGCGUCUGGACUGACCACAAGAAGGGCCACGCCAAGGUGAAGGACCUGGCCCGGUUCAAGCCCAUGCAGCGGCACCUCUUCCUGCACGAGAAGGCCGUGCUCUUCUGCAAGAAGAGGGAAGAGAACGGGGAGGGGUACGAGAAGGCCCCAUCGUACAGCUACAAGCAGUCCCUGAACAUGGCGGCUGUGGGCAUAACCGAGAACGUGAAGGGCGAUGGAAGGAAGUUUGAGAUCUGGUACAACGCCCGGGAGGAGGUAUACAUCGUACAGGCGCCGACCCCGGAAGUUAAAGCGGCGUGGGUGAGCGAGAUCCGCAAGGUGCUGACCGGCCAGCUGCAGGCCUGCAGAGAAGCCAGCCAGCACCGAGCCCUGGAGCAGUCCCACAGUCUGCCUCUGCCCGCGCAGCCCAGCACCAGUCCCUCGAAAGGGAACACAAGAAACAUCAAAAAGCUAGAAGAAAGGAAAACUGACCCCUUGAGCCUGGAAGGACGCAUGAGCUCCGCGCAGCUGCCCAAGCCGCCCGAAGAGGGCAAAGAUGACACGGUCACUAGCUCUACCUCAGAGAGCUCUGCACUUUCCAAAAAGCGCUUUACUCUGCAGGGCUUUGCUACCCUCAAAGGUCAGAAAGCUUCUCCCACCAGUCCUGACAAAAAAGCUAAGCGACACGAAGUAAAGAGCGAUCCAACGCCUUUUGGUUUACGAGGUUGGAGCAAAACAUCUCACCCCUCGGAGGCCCCUGAGGACGACGGCUGGUCAAGUGCCGAGGAGCUGAUCAAUUCCUCGGACGCGGAGGAGGAGGGCAGAGUGGGGCCCAGGAAGCUGGCUCCAGGGAAGUACACGGUUGUGCUGGGUGAGGAGAAGGAGAGCCCCGAGGCGCUUGCCGUGAGAAGCGGGGACGUGGUGGAGGUGGUCCAGGAGGGGGACGAGGGCCUCUGGUACGUCAGGAACCUGACCUCCAGCAAGGAGAGCUGGGUGCCGGCCAGCAGCCUGUGGGCGCUCCUCGGCUCGGCGGGCUCGGCCCGGUGCCUGAGCAGCUCAGAGUCCAGCGCAGGGUCCGCGCUGCUGAGCGCCUCGUCCAGCUGCAGCGAGAGCUGCGGGGCCCCCCUCCCGGACCUGCAGGGGUAGCGCCGGGCCGCGCCGCGGACCUCAGUGCGCUCUGCUUGGGCUCAGGGUGCUGAGGGGCGAGGCGCGCCGAGGCCCCGGCGAGACCCGGCGAGGGGCCGCCCGCCGCCCACGCGACUUCGCGGUGCGGACACCGGGGCGCGGAGGAAACGUUCCGGAAGAUUCUGUCCUCCGGCCUUCACGGCAGGACCCCCCCCCCCCCCCCCCCCCCCCCCCGACGAAGGCGGCCCGGAGACCCAGCGCGGACGGAGGGCAGCGGCCACCGCACGUGGGGGGCAGCUUCCCGAAGAAGCGGCGACCCGCCGACCCAGCCGCUUCGUGGGGGAGUUUGGAUUUUUACAAGUUUUUUUUUUUUUAAAGCAGGGAUUGAUUCCAUGGCCAUUUUUUGUGGUACUUUGGCCUCUAAUCUUUACCAAGAAUCACUGUGUUUACAUGAAGUGACAAUUUGCUACUGUAUUUGAUAGAAGGCUAUUUUCUGUUACUGGGGUGUACACUGCAGCGGCCGCUGGUACUGCGGGGCCCGGCGGGUGGACGCGCCCCUCCCCGGGCCCCGCCGCAGGAGGACCCGAGGGCAGCCCUGCACCCGCGCAGGGGAGUUUUCAAAAGAAAAUGUAAACUAGGAUUUAAAAUAUUUCGCCUCUUUUCUACAAGAAUGGGGAACUUCAUUUUUUAAGCCAGCCUCACUGAAUUAGGAUUUUUUAUUGUUUUGAAAGACGAUAAGGACGCAGCGUGCGCGGCGCACCCCCUGAGGCGACGCCCACACGGGGCUCCGCGCCGCCCCGCCCUCCGGAAAGCCCCCCGAACUCACAGACGUGCGGGGUGCGGGCCCCGCCGCCGAGACGAGGCGGAACUGGAGGGAAAACUUCCGGUUUCCCUGCUGGUGUCUCAGAAACGGAUUCUGUUUCCGGAAACGCUUCGUGUCCCUGGGGGGGCGGGUCCCCUACGUGCGUGUGUGCGCGUGGGGGUCGCGCCGGGGACGCUCGGGGCCCCCGCGGUGCUGCGAAGCGUCCGGUUACAGCGUCCCUGGGCCCCGGGCCCGCGCGCCCCCCGCGCCCCCCGCCCGCGCCCCCCGCCCGCGCCCCCCGCGCGGCCACGCCCCUCCCGUCGUGAGCGCUUCCCAGAAAAGCACUUUAAAACCUCGUGUUUUAGUCAUUGGGUUUUGUUUGGUUUCGGGUCUUUUUUUUAUUGCCGAUGUAAAUGAAAUUUAAAAAACCAGAGUUCUUUAUCGUAUGGAUGGAAUUUGAAUAAACAUCAGCCCCUCUUGCUGUCCGCCUCCCCCUGUGAAAGCCCCGAAUUCUCAGCCCCGGAGCCCCGUUCCCGGGAGGCAGGUGGUGGGCGGGACCGACUGUGUCCCCCACGCUCCCCUUUGUCAGAAAACGAUGGAAAUAAAGUAACAAGCGCAUUGUGUCAA